Ochlerotatus camptorhynchus is the source of this 2275-nucleotide messenger RNA. Its product is annotated as GTPase HRas. Lineage: Eukaryota; Metazoa; Arthropoda; Insecta; Diptera; Culicidae. The record is from RefSeq and is a predicted model, not a curated record. Gene Ontology annotation, biological process: epidermal growth factor receptor signaling pathway; Ras protein signal transduction. Gene Ontology annotation, cellular component: plasma membrane. The transcript is spliced from 4 exons. The coding region runs from base 52 to 624 and encodes 190 amino acids. Gene Ontology annotation, molecular function: GDP binding; GTPase activity; GTP binding.
GGGAACGUUCGAUUCCUUCAACAACAGCAGUAGCUAGUAACAACAAUAACAAUGACGGAAUACAAACUGGUAGUGGUCGGCGCUGGAGGCGUUGGCAAAUCUGCACUCACGAUACAGCUCAUCCAAAAUCAUUUUGUGGACGAAUACGAUCCAACCAUCGAAGAUUCUUAUAGGAAGCAGGUGGUGAUUGAUGGCGAAACAUGCUUGUUAGAUAUUCUGGAUACAGCAGGUCAAGAAGAAUACUCGGCUAUGCGUGAUCAGUAUAUGAGAACCGGUGAAGGCUUCUUGCUUGUAUUUGCGGUGAAUAGUGCCAAAAGUUUCGAAGAUAUAGGAACCUACCGAGAGCAAAUCAAACGCGUCAAAGAUGCUGAAGAAGUCCCCAUGGUGCUUGUCGGUAACAAGUGUGAUCUGCAGGCGUGGGCCGUAGAUAUGAAUCAAGCGAGAGAUGUGGCCAAACAGUACGGUGUUCCAUUUGUUGAAACGUCCGCCAAGACCAGAAUGGGGGUCGAUGAUGCCUUCUACACGCUCGUUCGAGAGAUCCGCAAGGACAAGGAAAGAGGGAAAAAGAACCGAAACAACAAAAAAUUUGGUUCAAGUCGUCGGUUCAAAUGUCGACUGCUGUAAUUUCGUUUAAGAGAAUCGAACGCUGCCCGCUAUUUUACUUUUACAAUUACACUGUCUAUGCAUGGGAAAGUAUGUGAACCUUUCUACAACCGCACAACUAAGCAACACUCAAUAUGUGUUGAUGAUCGUUCCCUUUACCAAUCUGCAAAAAUCACCACAAAGAAGAUACAAAAUCUACAUUUAUCCGCAAUAUGAAAUUUUUUACUAUUGUUGUACCAGAACUAUCCGUAGUCUUGUUGAAGCGCUUUAAAUGCGGAUUGGAAUACAGGAAAUCAGUAAACGACCACAGCGAGGAAACAAAAUAAGAAACGAUUCAACUAAAAUGGCAACCAAUUAGCUUUAGGAGAAAAUUACGAAAAUCUUUUAAAUUUUUUUAUUUUUUUUUUGUUUUAUCAUGCAAUGUAUUUUUUUUUAAAUUCUACUCUUUUAUCUCAGUGCUAUCUAUUAUGCUUGUAAUAAAACAAUAACCAUAAUAAGGUAACUAGUAGCUGGAAUUUGUUCUUAUCCAGAAUGCAAUGUCUGAAUUUGAGUAAGUAGCAUUUAACUAACGUUGACAACGCCUUGGCGGAAAAGAACCUUUUUCACGAACACAAUACAAAAGAAUGAAUUCUUCGUCUACUUAUAACAAAGUGCAUGUGUCUGGAAAAUUUCUAAAAAAAAGUAAACAAUAAUCCAUUUUGUAAUCGAAUGUAAUCAAUCAACUAGGGAAAAAAGCGGUCCGAGGUAUGUUCAAUUAUUUUUAGUUGCAGAAAACAUGUGAAGCGUGAUAUACCAUUUGAGCUUGGAUUGUUUUAUUACAUGAUGGUAGGCAGGUUUCAAAUUGGUUUCCAGUUUUCUCACUGUUCUAAUGUUAAUCAAUUUUCCGUGUAACCAUUUUCAGCAUAACAGUAAUUAUUGAACGUUGCAUGCGCAGUAUGACAUAUGCUGUCAUAAGCGUAAGGAGGACAACAUGAAACUACUCAUACACAGUAUCUAAAUCACUAGCAGGAAACAAUUAUUUGUCAAUCUAUAACGUAUUCAGACAAAUGGACAAUGGUUAUAAUGUACAAUAGUAUGACUCGUGUUUACCCUUCCUAAUUUUAAUCAGUCCCACAAGUAAACACCGAACUUCACAAAUCGAUAUUAAUACGUUGGAAAAUUAAUUGCACUUGCUGAAAGUUUACUCAAUAUCUCAUCAAAUAAGAACUGAGCAGACAAUUAUACUGCAUACCUUCAUAAACGCAUUGAAAACAAAUAUGAAGCAACUAGUGUAAAGAAAUGGUUGAUCAGCAAAUCUGCGCAGAAAUAUAAUUGGCAUAUAAUGUAAAAAUUCCAAAUUUUUCACUAAUGUGAAGCAAGCAUAUUUUAUUAGUAAAGAGUAAAUCAAGAACAAAGUUCCAAUGAACUUGUUUAGUAAAAAAUACUACACAAGUAAAGAAAAUAGCGUAAUAAAGGAAGGGUACAGUGUUUGCUUACGCGUUAGUGGUCUAUCAAGAGCAACAAAUGCGUCGAAUUCUACUUUUAGCAGUAAAAACGGAUGUGUGCGCUCAAACAAAUUUCCAGUGCGCUUAAUGACGAUAGUCUACUGAUGGAUAAGAUAUUCACUGUUGUAAGGCGAAUGUAGUAAAAAUAUUGAACAAAUAAAAUUUAUGAGACGUAUUCAAUCUAACAA